AUGUUGUCGAUCCGGACACUCUUGGCCCAUCUGCUUGUGUUGGAUGUCUGCUUCGCACUCACGGCAGGAGGGCCGCCAAGUACCCCGCCAACGCACCCCUACAAACAGCAGGUUCAAAACACCGAUUUGGAUGCCUGGAUUGCCAAACAAGCCGACCUUUCUUGGUCUAAUGCGCUCACCAACAUCUCCCCGCACGGGGCCUUACCCGGACUCAUCGUCGCUUCUCUCUCAACCUCGAAGCCCGAUUAUUACUACAGUUGGACUCGUGAUACAUCCAUAGUAUUGAAGGAGAUCGUUUGGCGAUACCAAGAGAGCCAAGACCCGAAGCUAUUGGCCCUGAUCAAGCAAACCAUUCCGGCCACCCAAGUGAUCCAACGAUCAUCAUCCGGCGCGACUGCUGGACUAGGGGAGCCCAAAUACUUUGUCAAUGGCUCCGCUUUCACUGGGCCAUGGGGAAGACCACAGAGAGAUGGCCCGGCCCUAAGAGCCUCGGUUUACAUCAAAUUCGCCUUGGCUUACCUUCGCGUCGGUGGACCCGAAGCGGCCCGAUAUGUCAAGAGUGUCUUGUACGAUGGUCAAUGGAAAUCUCGCUCCGUCAUCAAAGCCGAUCUGGAAUACAUCUCGAACAGUUGGAAAGAGCGCUCAUUUGACCUCUGGGAAGAAGUGAACGGCCACCACUUCUUCACGUUUGCGGUGAUCCACAGAGCGUUGAAGGAUGGGGCCAGUUUCGCGACCAAGAUGGAGGAUCGUGGUGCGGCCGCUUGGUACCAAAAACAGGCGGAUUUGAUCGCCGUUCAGCUCGAUUCUUUUUGGGACACUCAAGCAAGAUACAUCCAAGCCAGUCGAAACUUCGUCGAUUCUCAUGGAAAGAAAUCCGGAUUAGACGUGGGAACCUUGCUAGGUUGCUUGCACGCUGGAACCCAAGCCCCACAGUCAUUCCGUCCAGAUUCCGAUAAGAUGAUCAACACCUUUCACGCUAUAUUGCAAUCUAUGAGCAAAACCUAUCCUCUUAACAGUAGAUUUCAUGAUUUGACUGCCAAGGCAGUCGGCAGAUACCCUGAAGAUAUCUACGAUGGAGUGUCGACGAGUGUUGGAAAUCCAUGGUUCAUCACCACGUUAACGAUGGCGGAAUACAUAUACCGACUGAAUCCGAAGACGGAGCUGAGGACCAAUCGAUGGAGUGGCUCUGACGGAGAGACUCAGAAUCUGACCUCCCGGAUGAUUGGGGACCAAUUCGUCUCCAUUGUCAGGAAUUUCAUCCAACCUAACGGGCUCGAUCCAUGA
Messenger RNA from Puccinia graminis f. sp. tritici CRL 75-36-700-3, 1284 nucleotides. RefSeq lists its product as uncharacterized. Gene Ontology annotation, biological process: polysaccharide metabolic process. Bases 1 to 1284 code for a protein of 427 amino acids. Lineage: Eukaryota; Fungi; Basidiomycota; Pucciniomycetes; Pucciniales; Pucciniaceae. Gene Ontology annotation, cellular component: fungal-type vacuole. The transcript is spliced from 7 exons. The record is from RefSeq and is a predicted model, not a curated record. Gene Ontology annotation, molecular function: glucan 1,4-alpha-glucosidase activity.